Messenger RNA from Monascus purpureus, 1807 nucleotides. The record is from the annotation of a GenBank genome assembly. NCBI's taxonomy places the organism in Eukaryota, Fungi, Ascomycota, Eurotiomycetes, Eurotiales, Aspergillaceae.
GUCAAGGGAAAAAAAAACAACAAAAAAACCCAAAACAGACUGCCCUCGAGACGCUCCUGCACAUAUUUUGGAAGGCUUGGUUGGCUUUGCCUGCAUCAUUCACUCCUGGUGCCUGACCCCAUAAUCCUUCGGACGUUUUAUUGGUGGCCUGUUUGAGCUUGUGCAUCCAGCAUGGUCGCAGACACCACCUACUAUGAUAUCCUGGGGGUGCCACCCACGGCGACCGAAAUCGAAAUCAAAAAGGCAUAUCGCAAGCUCGCAAUUGUCACUCAUCCAGACAAGAAUCCCGGGGAUGCAACGGCACAUGAGAAGUUCCAAGCUAUUGGAGAGGCCUAUCAGGUUCUCAGCGACCAGGAGCUACGAAAGCGAUAUGACAAGUUCGGUAAAGAAGAUGCGGUACCGGGAGGUGGCUUUGAGGAUCCGGCCGAGUUCUUCUCCAUGAUCUUUGGUGGGAGUGCCUUUGUCGACCUUAUCGGAGAAAUUUCGCUUAUGAAGGACCUAACUACUACGAUGGACAUUACAAUGGAAGCGGCGGAGGAGGAUGAAUUGGCAGAAUUGGCAGAAUCGGCUGAGGAGAAGCUGAACAUCCAUGACGAUGCUGCUGCAGGCACCUCCGAGCAAGCUGCUGGCCAGCCAUAUACACCUGCGCCACGGCGACGUCUGGGACAACAGGCCAUUAUGGAUAGGUCGGAAGAGGAAGCACGGAUGGAGGCAGCCGGUCUGACCUCGGAAGAGAAGGAAUUGCGCAAGAAGGAGCAGAAGAAGGGUGGACUAACCAAGGAGCAACAGGAUCGCUUAGCCGCGUACGAACUGGAGCGGAAGCACGCGCGCGAAGAACGAGUUAACACGCUUGCGAACAAACUUGUUGAUCGGAUUAGUAUCUGGACGGAGACUGAUAAAGGCCCCAACGUGACGCGUGCUUUCGAGGAACAGAUCCGCCACGAAGUCGAGAACCUCAAAAUGGAAUCCUUUGGUAUCGAGAUUCUCCAUGCCGUUGGUGCUACCUAUGUUCAGAAAGCCACUUCUUUCCUCAAAUCGCAAAAGUUCCUUGGUAUUUCGGGCUUUUUCUCCCGGUUAAAGGACAAGGGUACGCUGGCGAAGGAGACGUGGACUACCAUCUCCACAGCGAUCGAUGCCAAGAUGACUAUGGAAGAGAUGGCCAAGUUGGAAGAAAAGGGUGGGGAGGAUUGGACCGAUGAGAAGAAAGUAGAAUACGAGCGGAAGGUGACGGGCAAGAUCCUCGCGGCCGCAUGGCGUGGUAGCAAGUUCGAGAUCCAAGGCGUGCUCCGUGACGUUUGCGAUCAGGUUCUGGGCGACAAGCGUAUCAGGCUGGAGAAGCGCAUUGAGCGUGCUCAUGCCCUUGUGAUUGCUGGUAAUAUCUACCAGAAGGCCGAACGCGACCCGGAUGAAGAGGGAGACUACAUGGCCUUUGAACAGCUCAUGGCGGAGGCCAUGACGAAGAAGGGCAAGGACGAAAAGAAGAAGAAGAAGGAGAAGUCGAAGCAUGAACACAAUGUUUCAGCGGCAUGAGCCUGUCAUUAUAUUAUUUAUCCUGUUGUUUCAUAAUUACUUUCUUUCUCUUCAUUGUACUUACAACAUCAUCCAUGCUUUACCUGCUCUCGUCCCUUACUGCCAUCAUUCCCAUGCUCAUUGGAGUCGCUCCCAAAUUAUAACGUCACGUUAUCUUAUUCGGACAAUCUUUCUCUGGUUGAACCCUAUGUAUAGCCUGUCUCCGGAAGGUGUAAUGUUUCGAUCGAAUGAACGACUUGCUCAUCUCUAAAUAAUCUAUUGCUGCUGCUGACUUUCC